Molecule: messenger RNA, 2488 nt
Organism: Papilio machaon (common yellow swallowtail)
Lineage: Eukaryota; Metazoa; Arthropoda; Insecta; Lepidoptera; Papilionidae
Product: ankyrin repeat domain-containing protein 11
Exons: 13
Coding region: 692-2386 (564 amino acids)
Cellular component (GO): nucleoplasm
Source: RefSeq, a predicted model, not a curated record
UACUAACGGUACCGAAUAUUAGUAACAUUGUGUAUUGUAUAAUCUUUGCUUGGUAGCUGGUAGCGCAUUGCGUGGUGGUUUGGUUGUAGAGUCAGUUCAGUGUUCAAUUUGUCGGUAGUUAAGGUGAAGUUACACUGUUGUCUAAAUUGAAAUAUAAAGAAGGCAUUCAUCAGAAUAAAUAGAAGGCAAAUAAUGCCACAUGCUUUCAAACGCGCAACGCGCAACUCUAAACUCUACCAAUAGAGUUGGUUACUGUGUUUAUACUUGUGUAGAGUUCUAAAGUUAAGUGUAGAGUUACGUUAGUAGGAUUCUAGAUUACUGACUUACAGCUUAUGGAUAUGGAUCCGAAUUUAGGAAAAUUAAUCACUUUCCAUUGAUACAGUUUUUGGCAGUAACCGGUGUAGAUUUCGGACAUAGUUGCAUAUCGACAUAGUUAUCUUUGCUGUUUGUCUGAUUGUGAUUUUUAUAAAUUAAUAACGCUUGAAUAUUUUAUCAAGCUGUACUUAAUUACGUAUUUCUUCAAGAUAUUGUGUGACAUAAUCGUGUUAUUCGGAAUUCAAAUUCUCAAAGUGAUUUCUGAAAAGUUUAAACGGAUCAUCCAAAAACUUCCCACGUUGGAUGUACAAGGGAUGAACUGCACCAGGAAUACUGAAAGUGAUAUUCGGACCAACUUUAGCAAUAAAAAGGCACUAUGGAAGGGCUAGCAUCGGCUGAUCACUUUGAUAGUAAGGAAGUUUCCCAAGAAAAAGUCAACAAUGUUGAAGAAAAGACCCAGGUGACUAACGAUAAUGAGCCUACAUCUGGCUCUAAACGGAACUACGCUGACGGGCAGCUGAACGCCGAGACCAACGACGAUGACGUUACCAAGAAGAAGAAGAGAAAGGAGGCAGAAGAUAAAGAGCCUGUGGCGAAACCCGCCGCCGCAGCGCGUGGUGGACCUGGACGGACUCCGAGCGGCACGAAGCCGCCCGGGCCGGCGAGCAAGACGGGCGCCGCGCCGCUGGGCAAGAGCGGCGGCAAAGGCUCCUCCAAGACACAAUCCGGAAAGGGCGCCGGAGGAAAAGUAAACAAUCAACUGCAUCAAAAAGGCGGUAAAUCUCAGUCCCAGAACAAACAAGAUAGGAAGAGUCCCGUUCAAAGCCAGAAGUCGGGUCAAGCUAAAGAUACAGGUGAUGGCGAUUCCGAGGAAGUGAAGUCGGAAUCCGGCCCCAAGGUGCCGCCGCUCAAGAUCGUCAUCCCGGGCGGCGCUGGCGGCUCAGGUGGGAGGAAUGAACAGGAAGAAGGUGGUACAGGUCAAAGAGGCAGCGGCAAGGGUCGUGGGGGAGGUACAUUGCCCUACGUCAUCCCCUGCACCACCAACGACGCAGGACAAACAUCUGACAGCUCCGAUGGAAACAGUGAUGAUAAACGACUCAGUGAAUGUGGAAAAACGGGUCAGCGAGUGCUUCGCUCGCACAGGACCAAUGAUGACAAGGAUAAAGGUAGAACAUCACCGCAUGCUGGAGCCGAAACAAGAGGACAAGCUCUCAAUCUAAAUAAGAGCCCACCCCAGGGAUCUGGCAAAAAACAUUUUCAGGAUCAUCAUCACGACCAUCACUCCGGCCGAGAGACAUCGGAGUUGCACCCGAGAAAGCGUAAGAUCAAGACUUCGAAGGACAGCCACCGCGAGUCUAGACACGAGUCAACGCAGGACACCAGCCUCAUACAUGCGGUCACACACUCCAACCCUUACCAGAUGCAUUUACAGAUCCGUAAACAGGUAGAGCAACGUCAAAAGAGCCUGUUCCCAGUAAAGCCGAAGCCGCCGAAGGACUUCCACAAGUAUCUGAUGAACCGCUGCACCUAUACUCUGCAAGGCAAUGUCAACUGUCCAGUUAUCGAGAUACCGCCCAAUCUCGCACCACAAAUGGUAGAGGAAUUCAAACGACAGGAACAAGAAAGGACACACUUACGUAUGCAGCAUCUUGUUGAGAAGGAGAAGUUGGUGUUGUCCGUUGAACAAGAGAUCUUGAGAGUGCAUGGCCGCGCAGAACGCGCUGUCGCCAAUCAGGCUCUGCCGUAUUCAGUUUGCACGGUACUCCGUGACAAGGAGGUAUGCAAUCUGCUGGCACCAGAACAAGAGGAGAAGCGCAACGCCCAGCGCUCCAGAUGUAACGGCCGCCAGAUCAACUCCUGGCUGCAAGAGGUCGAUGAUAAAUGGGAGAAGAUCAAAGAAGUAAUGCUUCGUCGUCAGAAUAUGGAGGCAGAAACAUUGCACGCCUCACAAAUAAUGGAAUGGGAGUGGAAAUUAAAAGAUUCUGGCCUCUGCGAGUUCAAUUCAAACCCAAAGAUAGAGUCUGUACAUGUGCCUCAGAUUCAUGUAUCGAAUUUUGAUUUGCGCGCUUAAUUUUUUUUUUUCAAGUUUAAUUAUGUGUAUUUGCUUGUGUCCGUUUCACCAAUAAGGCGUUUUUAAUACCCAUUAAAGGAUGUGGUUAAUACACCCUGACAA